Molecule: messenger RNA, 2519 nt
Organism: Argentina anserina (silverweed cinquefoil)
Lineage: Eukaryota; Viridiplantae; Streptophyta; Magnoliopsida; Rosales; Rosaceae
Product: protein kinase STUNTED-like
Exons: 11
Coding region: 271-2313 (680 amino acids)
Biological process (GO): protein phosphorylation
Molecular function (GO): protein kinase activity; ATP binding
Source: RefSeq, a predicted model, not a curated record
UUUGGUGUUGAAUACAAUUUUCUGGGUAUUGAAUUUAGUGCAGUUGGUAGGCUUAGGUUUUUUUAGCGACUUUUUUCCUUUCAAUUACAAGUUGGGGUGAAUCGAGCCACGAGUGGGUACAAGAUUUAGGGUUUGAAUGUAGAGUACAUGCAAGAAGUGAGAAGCUCCAUAAUCAUAAGAGAUUUGCACUGCAAGUUGAGGAAGGAUAGGAAGUUGUAGACUUACAUUUUGGAGAUUUUAAAACAGAGAGAGAUCAUAGGCAUAAACAAGAUGAAAUUCAAUCAUUCCAAGAAGCACAGGAAGAAUGUUAAGAAGAAUGUGGUCUUAGUUGGGAUCAAGAUUGAUGGCCAAAGCAGAGAACUUCUUGGAUGGGCUGUUGCCAAAGCUGCUGAAACAGAAGACUGUGUUCUUGCUGUUCAUGUAUGCCGAAGUUCUGAUCAGUGUAUGAAGGACAAGCCAAUAGUGGACAGUUAUGUAGAAGCUUAUGAAGGGUUAUCUCAUAUGAAAAAGGUGCACAUCAUCAGUCAGGUAUUGAUAGGAAGCUCAAUCCGAAAGGCGCUAGUGAAAGAGGCAAAGCACCAUGAAACUGUGGCUGUAGUUGUAGGCACAAGCAAUCCAAGCACCGAAAAGGUUAAGGAUUCCACGGCGAAGUACUGUGCUAAGAAAUUGCCUUCAAGCACAGAUGUUGUGGCAAUCAACAAGGGGAAAAUAGUAUACAGAAGAUGCACUAGUGAUGAACAAUCAGGUGAUGAGCCAAGGCCAAGUAUGAGUCACUCUUAUAAUUUUCUUCCUAGAGAAAAAUGCCAAUCUGAAUCUGUUGACUCUGAGGCGGAAACAGAAACUGUUAAAACAUUGUCUGAUAAGGAUCAGAAUUCCCAAGGUAGUCCGAUGUGUGGUAUUGAAGAGCUGAAGAAAGAGAAUAAGAGAGCUCAAAAUAGAUCAGAUUCUUCACUUAGUAUAGGAGAGUCUGCAGAGAAGUGCCUCGGAUGGCCUCUGUGUAGAGCAAGUUCUGUAAGUACACAAAUUCCAGGAACAAGGAAUAUGUCUGUGGUGCAAUGGGCGAUGACCUUACCAGAUCGUUCUCCACAGCAAUCUCCUAAGUGUUCAAUCAUUAGAGAAACUUCCUGUGAAGGAGAUAUUAAGAGUGCUUCUGCUUUGGAUGAGCUACCAAAUGUGUUGAGGAGUCUCCUGAGAACAAAUCGCUGCAGUUGGUUCAGUCAUGAGGUUCUGAAAGCUGCAACCUCAAAUUUCUCCUCAGAAAAUCUUAUUGGAAAAGGAGGAUGUAACCUUGUGUUCAAAGGAAAUCUACCAGAUGGCAAGAAAGUGGCAGUAAAGCUUAUGAGGUCAUCCAAAGCAAUGUGGAAGGAUUUUGCUCAUGAAGUCGAUAUUAUCUCCUCAUUGACGCACGAGUACAUCAUGCCUCUGCUUGGAUUCUGCUGUGAGGGCAAUGUUCUACUAUCGGUUCAUGAUUUCUCGCCUAAAGGAAGCUUAGAGGAGAAUUUACAUGUUGAUGCAGCCAAGAAUAAAGGCAAACCUGUAUUGUCCUGGGAAGUGAGAUUUAAAGCUGCUGUUGGGAUUGCUGAAGCUCUAAAUUACCUGCACAAUGAUUGUUCUCCACCAGUUAUUCAUAGAGAUGUCAAGUCUUCUAACAUUCUUCUCACACCAGAAUUAGAACCACGGUUGUCUGAUUUUGGCCUUGCAAUAUUGGGACCAACAACUACAUCGUUCCUGACUGAAUGCACUGUAGUGGGAACAUUUGGUUAUCUAGCCCCUGAAUAUUUCAUGUACGGAAAAAUCAGUGACAAAAUUGAUGUAUAUGCCUUUGGUGUAGUCCUGCUUGAACUAUUAUCAGGAAGACAACCUAUUGGCUCUGACACUGACAAACAGCAGGAGAGCUUGGUCAUGUGGGCAAAGCCUAAGCUAGAGAAUGGAGAUGUACAUGACAUACUGGAUCCGAAUUUUGAUGGAAACUUUGAUGAGAUUCAGGUACUGAGAAUGGUUCAUGCAGCAAAACUGUGCAUCAUACGUUCAGCUAGGGUUCGCCCAAAAAUGAGUCAGAUAGUGAAGCUUCUAAAAGGGGAUAUAAAUGUGGAAACGUACAUGAGCCCUCCAUAUUCUGAUGUCGAGGAUUCAGAAAGCCGAGAUGACAAUGAUGAUGAAGUGUAUCCAAAUUCAAGUGCUGAGUUACAUUUGAACCUUGCACUGCUUGACAUUGACGAUGAUACAACAUCAUUCAGUAGUACGGAGCAGAACAACCGUUCUUGGGAAGAAUAUAUGAAAGGAAGAUGGAGCAGAUCAUCAAGCUUUGAUUAGCUUUUCUUGUACACUCUUGAUCUUUUUUCUCAACUUGUUUGGAAGUUGCGAUCACAUACUCGUUCAUAUAUAUGAACUUAGCCAAUCUGUACAGUAUAGGGAAAGGAAUGCCUCCCUAAGAGUGAGGUGAUUUGUAGAUGUAAACAUGUACAGAUCAAUAAGAAGUAAAUAGAGAAGUAUUAGUGUGAAAAGCAAAGUUUGCAGCU